This is a messenger RNA of Condylostylus longicornis, 4436 nucleotides long. RefSeq names its product ATP-dependent translocase ABCB1 (gene Mdr50). The transcript is spliced from 17 exons. Bases 92 to 3922 code for a protein of 1276 amino acids. Lineage: Eukaryota; Metazoa; Arthropoda; Insecta; Diptera; Dolichopodidae. Gene Ontology annotation, molecular function: ATP hydrolysis activity; ATP binding; ABC-type transporter activity. Gene Ontology annotation, cellular component: membrane. Gene Ontology annotation, biological process: transmembrane transport. The record is from RefSeq and is a predicted model, not a curated record.
UGUGCGAGUUCUAUAGGAGAGAAGAAAAAAAAAUUGAAUAUUUCCUAUAACGUUAAUAAAUAUAAUAUAGCAACAGGAAGUGUAACAGAGAAUGGAUAACGGCAAAAUUUCAUAUAAUGAAGAUAAACUUAAGGAUACUGCUUUACCAGCCGCCGAUAAAAUUCCUGAUAAAGAAAUAUUAAAGGAUACUGAUCAAGAUGAUAAAACGGAUUCAGCACCACCAAUAUCAUUUUUUAAAUUAUAUAAAUAUUCAACAUGGAAUGAUAGAUUUUUAAUAAUUAUUGGUAUAGCAUGUGCAGUAGCAACUGGUUUAACAGCACCAGCUCAUACAUUAAUAUUUGGAGAUUUAGCAGAUGCUAUGAUUGAACAAGGUGGCGCUAUUAUUAAUGGAACAGCAACAGAUUUUACAAUUUUUUUAGAUUCAAUACAAAAAUUUGCGAUGUUUAAUUCAAUAAUUGGUGCUGUUAUGUUAAUAUGCAGUUAUGUAUCAGUUACAACAUUUAAUUAUGCUGCACAUUCUCAAAUAUUUACUAUAAGAGGAAUAUAUUUUCGUUCAAUUUUAAAUCAAGAUAUUGAAUGGUUUGAUUUUAAUCAGAGUGGUGAAUUUGGAAGUCGUAUGAAUGAGGAUUUAACAAAAAUGGAAGAUGGUUUGGGCGAAAAAGUUGUUAUGUUUAUUCAUUAUGUUGUAGCUUUUAUCGGAUGUAUAUCAUUAGCUUUAGGAAAAGGAUGGUUAUUAGCUUUAGCUUGUCUAGCAAGUUUACCAAUUACUAUGGCUUCAAUGGGAGUUGUUGCAAUUAUAACAUCAAGACUGUCAAAAAAAGAAGUUGAUGAAUAUGCUAAAGCUGGAAGUAUAGCUGAAGAAACAUUUAGUGGUAUUAGAACUGUAAUGGCAUUUGGUGGUGAACAGAAAGAAGUGAAUCGUUAUAAAAAAAAUUUGGUUGUUGCUAGAAAAGUUAAUCAAAAGAAAGGAUUUUUUUCUGGUCUUGGUUUUGGUUUACUUUGGUUUUUUAUUUAUGGUUCUUAUGGUUUAGCAUUUUGGUAUGGUGUUGGAUUGGUACUUGAUGAAAAAGAUUUACCAAAAGAUCAAGUUACAUAUACAGCAGGAGUUAUGAUGACAGUUUUCUUUUCAGUAAUGAUGGGAUCAAUGAAUUUAGGUGUUGCAUCUCCUUAUAUUGAAUCUUUUGGUGUUGCAAAAGGAGCUGGUGCAAAAAUAUUUCAAUUAAUUGAAAGUAUACCAAAAAUAAAUCCAUUAUUAGGAAAAGGUGAAAUACCAGAUAAAGUUAUAGGAAAUAUUGAAUUUCGAAAUGUACAUUUUCAAUAUCCGAGUAGACCGGAUGUAAAAGUAUUACAAGGUUUAAGUUUAAAUAUACAACGUGGUGAAACAGUUGCUUUAGUUGGUAGUUCUGGUUGUGGAAAAUCUACAUGUAUACAACUUUUACAACGUUUCUAUGAUCCAGCAGAUGGCCAAAUUUUAAUUGACAAUAAUGAUAUAAAAGAAUUAAAUGUAAAUUGGUUAAGAAGUCAUAUCGGUUCAGUUGGACAAGAACCAGUAUUAUUUGGAACAACAGUUUAUGAAAAUAUUCGUUAUGGCAGAGAAGAUGCUACAAGAGAAGAAAUUGAAAAUGCAGCAAAAGCUUCAAAUGCACAUAUUUUCAUUAAAAAAUUACCAAAAGGAUAUGACACACUCGUUGGAGAAAGGGGCGCUCAAUUAUCUGGUGGACAAAAGCAACGUAUUGCAAUUGCUAGAGCUUUGAUUAGAAAUCCAGAAAUUUUAUUAUUAGAUGAAGCAACAUCAGCUCUUGAUACCGCCAGUGAAGCUAAAGUACAGGAAGCUCUAGAAAAGGCCAGUAUGGGUCGAACAACAAUUAUUAUUGCACAUCGUUUAACAACUAUCCGGAAUGCUGAUAAAAUUGUUGUCAUUAAUAAAGGUCAAGUUGUUGAAAUUGGUAAUCAUUCUGAAUUAAUGGAAUUAAAAGGUCAUUAUUUCCAAUUGAUUACUUCGCAGAUUGGAGAAGAUGUUGAUGAUGGGAGAAUACGAACGCCUUCUGUUACAACUGUACCAACAUUUAAAGCCAUUACACCGGUUGAUGAAGAUGAGGAAUUUACAUUUGAUGCUGAUGAUGAGGAUGAAGAGUUGGAUAAAAAAAAGAAAAAGGAAGGUGAAAAUGUCUCUCUUCUUGAAAUAAUCAAGUUGAAUCAGACUGAAUGGCCACAUAUAGUAGUAGGAUCUGUUACAGCAAUAAUUAUAGGCUGUACAAUGCCAUUAUUUGCUGUAAUAUUCGGAGACAUCUUGCAAAUUUUGUCUUAUCCAGACAACGAUUAUGUUCGAUCGCAAACCAAUACUUAUUGCUUAUACUUCGUAUUAUGCGGUAUUGUUACCGGUUUAGCAACAUUCCUUCAAAUAUACUCGUUUACAAUUGCUGGUGAAAUAUUAACAGAGCGAUUACGUGGAAUGGCAUUUAGUGCAAUGUUAAGACAGGAAAUUGCUUGGUUCGAUAAUAAAGCUAAUGGAACGGGUACACUCUGUGCAAGAUUAUCAAACGAUGCUGCAGCUGUUCAAGGAGCUACUGGUCAACGUGUUGGUAUUAUCUUGCAAUCAAUUGCAACCAUUCUACUUGCAGUCAUAUUGUCAAUGUAUUACGAAUUUAAAUUAGGAUUGUUAGCUUUAGCAUUCACUCCAUUUAUUCUUGUUGCAACAUUCCUUCAGAGACGUGUGCAAAUUCAGGAAAAUAUGGGUUCUAGUAAAGCUAUGGAAAGUUGUACGAAAUUGGCAAUUGAAGUGGUAUCUAGUGUUAGAACUGUAGUUUCAUUGGGUCGCGAACAAAUGUUUUAUAGUCAAUAUGUAGCACUUCUCGAACCUGCGGUUACCUCUGCAAAAAAAAUGACUCAUUUUAGAGGAUUUGUUUAUGGUUUGGCGAGAUCAUUGAUGUUUUUCGCUUUUGCCGCUUGUAUGUUUUAUGGUGGACAUCUUGUAGCAUAUGAAAAUCUUGAAUAUGGAAAAGUUUUUAAAGUGUCACAGGCUUUGAUUAUGGGAAGUGUUUCAGUUGCGAAUGCUUUAGCAUUUGCUCCUAAUUUCCAAAAAGGCCUAACCGCAGCUGGCCAUAUAUUUGCGUUAUUAAGACGUGAACCAAAAAUACAAGAUCCACUUGGAACAGCUGGUGAUAUGAAAAUAAUGAGCGACGGAAAUGUUGUAUAUGAGAACAUUAAAUUUAGAUAUCCGACCAGAAAACAUUAUACAGUAUUUAAUGAUUUGAAUUUGGAAGUUACUACUGGACAGACAGUGGCAUUAGUUGGUCCUUCUGGUUGCGGUAAAUCAACUUGUUUACAAUUAUUGCAAAGAUUUUAUGAUGCUGAGAAUGGUAAAGUAUUAAUUGAUAAACGAGACAUAAAAACAAUGUCACUGAGGAAUGUUCGUUCGCAAUUGGGUUCGGUAUCCCAAGAACCAAUGUUAUUUGAUCGUACCGUAGCUGAAAAUAUUGCUUAUGGCGAUAAUGAACGUCAAAUAGAUAUUUUAGAAAUCAUUGAAGCGGCAAGAAAAGCAAAUAUUCAUAAUUUUAUAACAUCUCUGCCUAUGGGUUAUGAAACUCGAUUAGGAGAAAAGGGAACACAAUUAUCUGGUGGUCAAAAACAAAGAAUUGCUAUUGCAAGAGCUUUGAUAAGAAAUCCAAAAAUAUUGUUAUUAGACGAAGCGACGUCUGCAUUGGAUGCUGAAAGUGAGAAGAUUGUUCAAGAAGCUUUAGAGAGUGCACGUGAAGGUCGAACAUGUAUUACAAUUGCUCAUAGAUUGUCUACUAUAAUUGAUUCCGAUAUUAUCUUUGUUUUGGAUGGUGGUGAAGUUAUUGAAAAGGGUACUCAUGCAGAAUUAAUAAAGAAGAGAGGACUCUAUUUUAGUUUAUAUAAAUUACAAUCCGGUCAAAGAUAAUAAAUAGUCAAAGGAAAAUUAAUUUAUUAGAUAACUAAAUUAAAAAAUAUGUUUUAGAACAAAAUAUAUAUGUAUAUAACUUUUAAGAAAAUUGGAAAUUAGUUGUUUAUUUUCUUUUAUAUAAUUAUAAAUGUAUUUUUGAACAACAUUGCAUUUAAACAGUAGGUUUAAACACUGAAUCUGUUCAAGGAGACCGAUAUCACAUUUUCGUCCAGGAAAGUAAAAUUAUAAAGCAAGUUUUUUGAAAUUCAAUUUUACAGUUCUGCUUGUCAGAAGUUAAUGGAAAUCGGAUUUUAGAUUAAAUUUACUACGAAACAAAUUUUGGUUUUUUUUUUAGAAGUGAUUAAUAUUUGAAAUAAGAGAACAAAUAAUGCAGUUUCUGUAGAAAUGUUUAACUGAAUUUUACUGUUCUGAAUAAUAAUAAAUUUAUUGAAUAUUAUUUAGAAAUUACCCGGUUAUGAACACAUCCAGAUUUUUUCCACAUGAAAUGUCUUAAUGUCACUCUUAUAGUGCA